AUUUUUAACCCUCAUUAUGUCCUCCAGAGCCUUCAGAAGACUAGGAGGUGAUUCCUUUACUAUUAAACUACCAGCAGCUACUGGAGGAGAGGAAGAGGAUGAAGAUGAAGAGGAAGAUAUUUCAUUACAGCAAGUAUCUUUGCAGCCACAGAAAAAGAAUAAAUUUAAUCCUUUUGAUAUGUUGAAUGAUUCUAAUGAGAGUCCACAUGAAGAGGAGGAGGAGGAGGAGGAGGAGGAGAAAGAAGAACAAACAUCACAAGUUGCUGUUACUAGUCAAAGCAGCUCUAGAAAGAAAAAGAAAAAGAAGAAAAGAGCAACAAAUAAACAAAACCAGCCCACUCCAACUGUCUCUAAUGAAGAUGAGGUUGAGGCAGCAUUGAGAGAAGUUACUGAUAUGCUAGGGGGUCUGGAAACUGUUAGCUCAUCUCAAGUAGAAUCUAAUAGUUCCAAGACCCCUUGCAAUCAGAGACCAUUGCUAUGCGUGGACAGAAGAAAUCUAAAUGCUGAGAAUGAAAUGAGGAGAAUAUUUGGAUCAAGAGUUGUGAGAGGAGAACAGACCAGUCAGAGAAGGCAUCAUAGAAGAAAGCAUCAGAGACAGACAGUUUUGGCCACUCCCAAGGACACUUGGCCUCAAAUUGAGAGAUUGGGACUAUCAAUGUCCUUGGAAGAAGUAAAAGACAGGAGACUGAGGUGCUAUGUUGGUACUCCAAAAAACAUUUAUCGUCAUGUUGUCCUCUCAGACCUCGAAUCAGUGAGCACUUCACUGCCACAAGUAAGAGAAAGGAUGUUAAUGGACCCCUCAUACUGGUUCUGGUAUUAUUAG
Molecule: messenger RNA, 823 nt
Organism: Amphimedon queenslandica
Lineage: Eukaryota; Metazoa; Porifera; Demospongiae; Haplosclerida; Niphatidae
Product: ribosome quality control complex subunit 1-like
Exons: 8
Coding region: 17-823 (268 amino acids)
Cellular component (GO): RQC complex
Source: RefSeq, a predicted model, not a curated record